Molecule: messenger RNA, 708 nt
Organism: Symbiodinium sp. CCMP2456
Lineage: Eukaryota; Dinophyceae; Suessiales; Symbiodiniaceae
Source: the annotation of a GenBank genome assembly
AUGAUCCCUGACGACUUCAUCAUCCACAACGAGGACCACGCCAACGCCCACCUCAUGAUCUACUGUCCUAACAUCUACAACCAGGCUGCGGUCAACACAUGGAUGGACAAGUCCACCUUUGACAUGCUCGACAUCACCAGUGAGGAGGUCAGGAACAACAUGAAAAGCCAGGCCGCCGCGCGCAUUGACAAGCGCUACCACAAACUCCUCCGCUUCGACAAACCCCUCCCCUACGGCUACAUCAUGAUGAAGCGCAAGAAGAAGUGGCAAAAAGGACGAACUAUCAUUGCCUACGCCAACACGUGCAUCGGCAACCUCCUCAAGGUCACGGCCAUUGCCCUCCAACAAAUGCUCAACGUGACGUGGCCGCACCAUUUCGGACGAGCCAGUUCGCCAGAACUAUGGCAAGAGAUACAUCACCUAUUCCACAACAACGAGCAGUUGUACCCGGAACGCAGCCUCCGCUUCCUCAACCACGACCUGGUCGGCUUCUUUAACUCCAUACCGCAGCAAGAUAUUAUGCGCAGUAUCCAUUUCUUAACAGCCGAGUUCCUCAACAACAACAACAACAACAACAACAACAACAACAACCACGUGCUCCUGGUUGACCCCCAUGGCAAGAUUGGCACCGACAAGUUCUGGAUCCGUCGCUACGUAGACAACAGGGCGAUCAUCGUGGACGAGACUGAGCUCCGAUCCAACGAGCAC